Molecule: messenger RNA, 3651 nt
Organism: Sphaerodactylus townsendi
Lineage: Eukaryota; Metazoa; Chordata; Lepidosauria; Squamata; Sphaerodactylidae
Product: zinc finger protein 397-like
Exons: 4
Coding region: 119-2206 (695 amino acids)
Biological process (GO): regulation of transcription by RNA polymerase II
Molecular function (GO): DNA-binding transcription factor activity, RNA polymerase II-specific; RNA polymerase II cis-regulatory region sequence-specific DNA binding
Source: RefSeq, a predicted model, not a curated record
GGAAGGGAGAGAGAGUGAAGUCCUUCCAUUUCCUCUUCGCAGGAACGCUGGACCGGAGGAUGCCUGGAAGGAGUUGUUUCGAGUACCUAUCAACCAUCAAUUGGAGGCCACAGUGAAGAUGCAAAACCCCACAGGCCACAAAUUACAAGAAGUAUCACAAGAGCAAGGAAAAUCCACUCGUGUCCUCCGGACUGGGACUACUGAUGAAUUCCUGCAAAGGACACCAGAAGAUCUGAUCCAUCAAAAAGCAGGGGAGAGUUCCCUUUCCCUUGAGCAGUGGGAAGCCCAGUGGCAGGAGUUCCUCAGCACAAUGGAAAACCCUCACUUUGGAUGUGGAGUCCCACAACUGCCAGAGAAACCUUCACCCUGGGGAAACGCCAGGGCCUUUCUGGCCUCCUUUGAGCAAGUGGCCGAAGCCUGUUGGUGGCCCAGAAACGAGUGGGUGAUCCGACUCUUGCCGGCCCUCAGCAAAGAAGCUGCAAAGGCCUUUAAUAAUCUCAGUGCCAAACACAAAGAGGAUUAUGGGAAGGUUAAGGCAGCCAUCUUGCGAGAGGAUGCCCUGAGCCAGGAGAAGCAGCGCCAACAAUUCAGGUGUUUCUGCUACCAGGUGGCAGAGGGGCCAAGAGGAGCCUACAGCCGACUGCAGAAAAUGUGCCGUGGGUGGUUGAGAGUGGAGAAUCACAGCAAGGAGCAGAUCCUGGAGCUCUUGAUCCUGGAGCAACUGCUGAGCAUCCUGCCCCCAGAGAUUCAGAGCUGGGUGAGAGAACAUGGCCCCGAGAGCUGCUCCCAGGCAGUAGCCCUGGCCGAGGAGUUCAUCUUGAGGCAGAAUAAACAGGUAGUGGCUGGGAGCAUCUCUGAGGCAGGUCAUGAUCACUCUGAGAGAGAGCAGAGGCAUCCCUCAAUGGACAUCAAGGAAGAAGAGGACAGAAAGGCCAGCCUGCUGGCAGGUAAUGUGGAGGAGAAAGUUGGGGAAUCACUUGGGUUAUCAUGGGAAAAAGUCAAGGAGGAGGAGCCUGGAGGAAACAUUAAGAAUCCAGAUGGACCAGAUCAGCAGGAAGGAAACCAUGAGGUUGAGAAUAUGGACCAAUCCAUUUCUUGCCAAGCAGAGUCCUUUGGGGAACUUUUAGUCCAACAAGACAAGCCAACCAAAAAGCAAAGGGACAAAUGCCACAGUGUUGGUGAGAGAAUCCACACUGGGGUAAAACAAAGUAAAAGUGUGGUUUCUGGAAACUGCUUGGUCGAGAGAACUGAGACAUCCAUUCUUUAUCAAGCAAGAGACUUCUCCAAAAUCCCUGGCCAGGAAGAGAUGCCAGCUCAGAUGAGGAACAACCAGGAUAGAAUCCACAAAGCAAAAAAACAAUAUGAAAAGACAGCUUUUGUUGGAAACAGCUCUAUCGAGACCAAAAACCAUACUUCUGAUCAUAGAAUUCAUACAGAGGAGAAUCAGAAUGAAUGCCCAGAGUGUGGGGUGACCUUCUCCAAUGCAGCCAACUUUAACAUACAUUUACAGAUGCACAGUGGAGAGAAGCCUUUUCAAUGCUUCAAGUGUGAAAAGAGCUUCAGACAGAAAUCAUAUCUUCGAGAUCAUCAGAGAAGUCAUAGAGGGGAGAGACCACACAGCUGCUCUGAGUGUGAGAAGAGCUUUUUCUUUAAAUCAAGACUUGUUCGGCAUCAAACAAUUCAUUUAGAGGACAAAGGGUUUAAAUACUCUGAGUGUGGGAAGAACUGGAGUCAGAAAACAAAACUUGCUUCACAUCAGAGGAUCCACAUGCUGGAGGAUCUAUAUAAAUGUUUAGAGUGUGGACUGAACUUUUCAGAUCAAAUCCAAUUUACUGAACAUCUCAGGAUGCACCAUGAAAAGAAACCCCACAGAUGUUCAGAGUGUGGGAAGAGCUUUCUAUACAGAGCCCAUCUCCUACGGCAUCAAAGGAUACACACAGGGGAGAAACCUUAUAACUGCUCAGAGUGUGGGAAGAGCUUCUCUACUAAAUCGUACCUUGUUAUACACCAAAGAAUUCAUUCUGGAGAGAAACCAUACAAGUGCUCAGAGUGUGCAAAGUUGUUCAGGACACGUGAUAAACUUAAUGUACAUCAUAGAAGUCACACAGGGGAGAAGCCCUAUAUGUGCUUUGAGUGUGGAAAAAAAUUCAGCCAGAAGAAACAUCUUCGAAGACAUCAGACAAUCCACACAAGAGAAUUUUUAUAAAUGCUCAGAACAUGGGAAGAGCUGAUCCCAUUCUGUGUAAUGUCUGAGAUGCCACAAAAGGGCAAAAACUUAUUUACUUGUUUACUGCAUUUUUACCCUGCCUUUCUGUCCAGUGGGACCCGAAGUGGCAUAUGUUAUUCUGUCCUGAGAUCUUGGAAAACCUGCAAGGAACAUAUCUCCAUGUUAAAGGACACUGAAAGGCACAAUGGAUCAAGUUCUGUGGAUCACAUUUUCAUUCUCAGGUUUCCUCCAAGGAAAGUACUAAUUCAAUUCAAGUCUGUCCAGAGUAAAGCAGUUCACACAAAGGAGUAUUUUUUUAGGAAUUAGUGCAAGACUAUGACUGGCAAGACCCAGCUUCAAAUGUUCAUGCUGCCAGUAAGCUUUGGACUGGCCUUUAGCCAGCUAUACUUUUCGGGCCUGACCUAUUUUGCAGGGUUAUUGUAAUGAUACUGAAGAGAACCAUGCAUCUCUCAGCCCAGCCUACUUUGCAGGGUUAUUGCUAGGGCAAGAGGAAGGAGGAGGAGAGAAUGCAGCUCUGAGGACUUUGGAAGAAAGACAAGGAAAACCAGACGGAUACUAAUUUAGAACAAAAUGCCUACAUAUAAAUGAGGGCAUGGGCAUAUAAUCACAUACACACAGCAGCAAGUAUUGCAUGUACUCAGCUGCUUCAGGUGUCAUAUCUUGUUUGUAAAAGGGAGAAAAACGUUUUAAUAUUGAAUGAAUUGGGACAAGCUGCAGUGUCCACACCUAAAGUGGCCCUGCAUAAUAGGAGUAGCCAGAUUCUCCUUACACAAGUCUGAACUCACCAGCAUCUGCUUUAGGUUUGUAGUUUUUCUGUAACCUAUUUUAAGAGAUUCAUAACAACCCGGGAUUCCAUUCAAUAACUGCCAAUGCUUAUAUAUCACAUUUCUAGUGGCAUUUAUACCAGGAGUGUAAUCAAAGGCUACUGUUAGUCUUUCAGUUCUCUGCUGUCUUGAUUUGAUCAGUUCUUUCAACAGAGUUCCUUUUUAUUCUCAACAGUUGGGAAUAGGAGAAUACCUGGAAGGGCAAAGAUCUAUGGGGACAGGAAGGGGGAGAAGGUCCCUAGGCUGGGACAGGAAGGGGGAGAAGGUCCCUAGGCUGGGCAGCCCUGUGAGGGAAUCUCUCUGGGUCCCAUGUUCCACCAUCCAUAGCCUCUGUCCAGCAACACUGUGUAUAGUCAGACCAUCCUUGGUUCCCUCUGUUAGAAAGAACCAGAGGGAUGGACACCCAGCCAAAUCUUUUGCGGCUGUGCUUUGUUCUUUGUCUGCUCCAAAACUGAUCUCCCAAAGACUCAAGAAAUCUGUCCUUAGCUUUGACAUACUCUAUAAAGAGUUCCUUCUGGCCUCUCCUGCUUGCCUUUGCCUUGUACAAUUCCAGGUUGCAAUUUUUAAUUUAAAUUCAAAAUUAAAAUAACUUUGCAUUAA